This is a messenger RNA of Alternaria rosae, 2082 nucleotides long. RefSeq names its product D-isomer specific 2-hydroxyacid dehydrogenase. The record is from RefSeq and is a predicted model, not a curated record. Gene Ontology annotation, molecular function: phosphoglycerate dehydrogenase activity; NAD binding. The coding region runs from base 252 to 2048 and encodes 598 amino acids. Lineage: Eukaryota; Fungi; Ascomycota; Dothideomycetes; Pleosporales; Pleosporaceae. Gene Ontology annotation, biological process: L-serine biosynthetic process. The transcript has 3 exons.
UGCAGCAGACCGAUAGCGGCGCAGUCUUACUUUAGGUGUACAAAAUGGAGUGUACUCCUCUUGUAGGCUUUGCGCUUACAUCCCAUACAGUCCCUCACAAGGUUGUAUACCAGUUUCGUGUGAAGCUAACUCGGCGCAAUAACCGUUUCUCACCUUUGUUUGAAACCACCGGAACCCUUUCAUACUUAAUUGCUUCCAUCUAUCCAUCUCAGGAGGGUUAAAGAUAACAACAAACACGAGUACUCGUCAUCAUGGCUAUCCUCAUGCGUACAGCGAAACGAAAGAUCUUGAUACCGGAGAAAGUAUCGCCAGAUGGACUGGCAUUGCUGAAAGACCAGUUCGAUGUAGAUGAAAAGAAGGGACUGAGUCCGGAAGAGCUGAAAAAUAUCAUUGGCGAAUAUGACGCCCUCAUCGUACGGUCUGAGACGAAGGUCACUGCAGAGCUCCUGGGUGCAGCCAAGAACAUGAAAGUCGUUGCGCGUGCAGGAGUCGGUGUUGACAACGUGGACGUUCAGAGUGCCACUUCACACGGUAUCAUCGUGGUCAAUUCGCCUUCUGGAAACAUCAACGCUGCUGCGGAACACACUAUAGCUCUCAUGAUGGCCGUAGCUCGCAAUAUUGGAGAUGCAUCACAGAGUAUCAAAGCUGGGAAAUGGGAGCGCAGUCGGUUGGUGGGUGUGGAGGCGAAAGGCAAGACUUUGGCCAUCGUGGGGCUGGGCAAAGUCGGUCUCACAGUUGCUCGUAUUGCCAACGGCCUAGGAAUGCGCCUCAUUGCAUACGACCCCUACGCAAACCCGAACCUAGCAGCAGCAGCUUCGGUGACUCUUCGACCAAGUCUAGCGGAGAUUCUGAAAGAAGCCGAUUUCUUGACCCUGCACACUCCCUUGAUCGCGUCAACCAAAGGCAUGAUUGGUAAGGCGGAACUGGAGACGAUGAAGCCAACGGCCCGGAUACUCAACGUAGCACGCGGCGGCAUGAUCGAUGAAGAUGCUCUCGUCGACGCUCUAGACGCUGGAGUUGUUGGCGGCGCGGGGAUAGACGUAUUCACAUCAGAACCACCUCAACAAGACUCAUCAGCAUCCCGCCUAAUUGCCCACCCAAAAGUAGUAGCAACGCCCCAUCUUGGCGCCUCCACCAAAGAAGCCCAAGAAAACGUAUCCAUCGACGUCUGCGAGCAAGUUGUCUCCAUCCUCAGCGGCGAGCUUCCCCGUUCAGCAGUAAAUGCGCCCAUCGUCCUCCCAGACGAAUACCGCACCCUCCAACCCUUCAUCAGCCUCGUAGAAAAGAUGGGCAGCCUCUACACCCAACACUACUCCUCCGCGAAGACCGGUUCCUUCCGCACAACCUUUGAUCUCACCUACGAAGGCAAGCUCGCCACAAUCAACACGACAAAACCCCUCUUCGCCGCUCUAGUGAAAGGCCUCCUCACGCCCAUCACCUCCAGCGACGGCCUAAACAUCAACAUCGUUAAUGCUGAACUGUUGGCCAAAGAACGCGGUAUCCUCAUCAACGAACAGCGCUCCCGCGAAAACGUAGAAGACAAACCCUACUCCUCCUUCAUCACCCUGCGCGCCCGCGCUUCACGCUCUGUAUCCCAACAACCGCGUUCACGUAACGUGUCUCCCUCUGCUGCGCGCGCCCUGCAAAACACAUCCAACGAUGACGACCAAAUAAUCCAAGGUUUCGUCUCCGGCAACAAACCCUUCAUCUCGCGCCUCGACAAGUUCAAGGGCGAAUUCGUGCCCCGCGGCACCCUACUCAUCUGUCGCAACUUCGACUCCGUGGGUAAGAUCGGGUACGUAGGGAAUUUGCUGGGGAAGGCGGGCGUCAAUAUCAAGUUUAUGAAUGUGGCGCCGUUGGAUGAGGAGGUGGAAGAGAGGUUGCAUGAGAGGAAUGGUGGUGGGGGGACUGGGAACGGGGUGGGAGAAGGAGAGGGGAGUAAUGAGGCGUUGAUGAUUUUGGGGGUUGAUAAGCCGGUUGGGGAGGAUGUGUUGAAGGCAUUGAUUGGGGAGGAAGGGGUUUUGGAGGCUAGUGUUGUGAAUUUCUGAGGGGGGUGGGGGUGUGGGUGGUUGAGAAGGGAUG